UUUACAAAAUAUGUAAACAAAACCACAAUUUUUGGAAAUUUCUUCAAACUAAAUUCAAAUCGUAAAAUUUCCCAAAAAAAACUUUGUAACAAUGAAUCUACAAGUCCUACCCCUCUCCGAUUUGCAAUCAUUUACUUACCAAAAAUGCCUUUUACCCAAAGAACUCUUUCCCAAACGCACUCUACCUGGUGCAUUGGCCAAAUGUAAGUUAUCCUCGGGAGCUGAAUAUAUUUGCAACAUUUAUCCCAUGGAAAACCAAACACCACCAUAUUUCUGUUGGUUAGAUGACACUGUCAAGGUAGGAGCUAUUAAGAAUACCAUAACAAGCAGCUUGACAUCAUUGGAAGUUCUAGAUAAUAGUAUCCAACCUGCUUCCCGGGUGAAUCUUAUUUUUACCAUAAAUGAAAAACUAUUUGAAAUGAAAAAUGCCAACAGACAACUUUUAAUUGAUUUAACUAAAACCAUCCUUCAGACUUAUAGUUUUGUUAAUAAUUCUUUUAUUAUGUUGGAAGAACUCCAAGAAAUUGGAAUCACUGAAAUACACAUUCAAUCCAAAGAUUCCCAUGUCUUUAAGUUUACAGAAACAACCGAAAUUAUAGUUUCAAAUAUUAAACUACAAACUUCAGGUGAAGAAUGCUUCUUCCGUAAUUUAGUUGCAAUAGAACAACCUCAAGAAGAACUCCAACAAUUGAUGGAGAGCAUGUCAAUCUAUGAAGAGCUCAAUUGGAAGAUGAAACCAUCUUUGAAUGCUCUUUUGAUUGGUCCUCCCGGUUCUGGGAAGACCUCAAUUUGUAUGAACUUUGUUGUUGAGAAUAAUUGCAAUUGUUACAUUAUUCGAUCGGCAAAUAUUCUGGGGCAAUAUCCUGGCGAAACUGAAGCCGAACUGAGAAGAAUCUUUAAUUCAGUAAAGUUAUUCAUUCAAUCUUUUCAACCAAAUGAUCCAGUUGUAAUUCUCAUCGAAGAUCUUGACCUAAUUUGUCCAGCAGUGAGCAAGAAGAACUCCAAUGACUCUGGGAAUUCAACACGAGUCUCAGGACAAUUGGUAUCCCUGCUUGACAAUUUACGUCAUUCGACGGAAUCAUCAAAAAUAAUUGUCCUUGCAACGAGUUCGCGAUUAGAAUCAAUUAUGCCAGCUUUAAGACGUCCUGGACGCUUUGGAAUCGAGAUUAAUAUUCCAGCACUUAGUGAGGAACAAAGAGCUGUUAUAUUUGCAUCAAUGUUAGAGCAUUCUUUCUACGGGAAGACCUUUGAUCUAAACACUGAACUUCUACAGAAGAUUGCCAAGCAAACACAAGGUUUUGUUGCUUCUGACUUGGAACUUCUCAUCAACUCAAUUGGCCAGGAGCUUAUUCGUACUGAAAUAACUUUCGACAAGUUUACUGAGACUCUUGAAAGACUUUUGAGAACGAUGAAACCAGCAUCAUUUGGUCAUACGGACGUUAAAGUCUUCAAAACUGAUGACAAAUUUAAUUCAGUUGGUGGCAUGGAACAACUUAAGAAAGCACUUGAGAUCUCAGUGUUAUCUGGUUUAAAACAGAAAGCAGCCUUCGAAAGAUUUGGAUUGUGUUUGCCGAAAGGAAUUCUCCUCUAUGGUCCACCGGGAUGUGCAAAAACAACAAUAGCCAAGUGUUUGGCAACUGAAGCUAAUAUGACCUUCAUUCCGACAUCGGCAGCUGAAGUUUAUUCGCCAUAUGUUGGGAAUUCAGAGAAAUAUAUUUCAAAAAUAUUUGACACUGCACGAAAGAAUUCUCCGUGUUUGGUUUUUCUUGACGAAAUUGAUUCUUUAGUUGGUCGACGAAGUGCUGAUGCUAAAAGUGAUGUUCAAACUCGAAUACUUUCGACUCUUUUAACCGAAAUGGAUGGCAUUGGUGUAAAAUUAUUCUCAUCAGCUCCUGGUGGUAAUAGUAUAUUAGUUGUUGCUGCAACAAAUCGACCGGAAAUGAUUGAUGAUGCUUUAAUGCGACCUGGACGUUUUGAUAAACUUAUUCAUGUUCCAGCGCCCGAUAGAGACUCACGAUUACAAAUACUUAAAAUGCAUGCUGGAAAAAUGCCAUUCCAUAAUGAUGUUGAUUUGGAAAAGAUUGCUAAAGCAACUGAACUAUUUUCUGGAGCAGAUAUUUGCAAUUUAUGUAAUGAAGCUGCUAUGCAUGCAUUCACACAAGAUAGCGAUGUGGAAUAUAUAAAUAUGGAAGACUUUGAGAGUGUUUUGAGAUACCAAAAGUCUUCAUUAACACAAGCUCAAGUUCAGUGGUAUAGGGAUUUUGAAUGUUCACACAAGAGGUGAUUGAUUGGAGGGGGAGGCUUAGAGAAGAAUUUUAAAAGUUCAAUAAAAAAAAUGUGGUUUAAGAAAAA
This is a messenger RNA of Episyrphus balteatus (marmalade hoverfly), 2352 nucleotides long. RefSeq lists its product as uncharacterized. Lineage: Eukaryota; Metazoa; Arthropoda; Insecta; Diptera; Syrphidae. Gene Ontology annotation, molecular function: ATP binding; ATP hydrolysis activity. The record is from RefSeq and is a predicted model, not a curated record. The transcript has 4 exons. The coding region runs from base 92 to 2284 and encodes 730 amino acids.